Molecule: messenger RNA, 942 nt
Organism: Enhydra lutris kenyoni (northern sea otter)
Lineage: Eukaryota; Metazoa; Chordata; Mammalia; Carnivora; Mustelidae
Gene: METTL21C
Product: methyltransferase like 21C
Biological process (GO): peptidyl-lysine methylation
Cellular component (GO): cytoplasm; cytosol
Molecular function (GO): protein-lysine N-methyltransferase activity
Source: RefSeq, a predicted model, not a curated record
AUGAGAAGGGAGCAACCCUGUGUUUGGUCCAAAUCCUGCCUUCUCAUCCACGAGAUCAUUAAUCCUUCCAUCCACAUGGUGCCCCCCCCCCCCCAUGGUGAUGUGUUCCUGGAUCAGAGUCUCUUCAUUAAGAUUCAUUUCCAAAAGCUAUGACAUUUUAGACCCCAGCCACAUCGUGCCUGUCCCCUGGCAAUGCUUGCUCUGUUUUUGCAUUUCUUGAUGCCCAGAACAACGGCUGCGGUUAUGGACGUUUGUCUGCACUCCGGGCAGCAGCAGGCCAGACGCCUGCGGGAAGCACCGUGCGCCCCAGAUGGGGGCUUAGAGCCGGCGGCGGAGGGGGCUCUCCAGGAGGAUGGUACCGGCAGACCCCCAGGAGUGAAGCUUAGUGGAAAAGUGCCUUUUAAGGCAAGCGUGAGGAGAGCAUUAAAAGCUACGGCUUUGUGCCAGUAUUUGGAGGAACAUACAGAGGAACUGAAUCUCCGAGAUGCGAAGAUUCUCGAGAUUGGUGCUGGACCAGGCCUCGUCUCCACUGUGGCCAGUAUUUUAGGAGCUCAGGUCACAGCAACGGAUUUGCCUGAUGUCCUAGGAAACCUGCAAUACAAUCUUCUGAAGAACACGUCAAAGCGCGCAGCGCACCUGCCAGAAGUGAGAGAGCUGGUCUGGGGAGAGAGCCUGGAGCAGCACUUCCCCAGGUCCACGUUUUACUACGACUAUGUUCUGGCCUCGGACGUGGUCUACCACCACUACUUCCUGGACAAGCUGCUCGCCACCAUGGCGUACCUUUGUCAGCCAGGGACAGUAUUGCUUUGGGCAAACAAAUUCAGGUUCAGCACCGAUUACGAAUUCCUAGAUAAAUUCAAGCAAGUUUUUGACACAACACUCUUGGCUGAAUUUCCAGAGUCAUCAGUCAAAAUUUUCAAAGGAAUAUUAAAAUGGGAUUAG